This is a messenger RNA of Salvelinus sp. IW2-2015, 2556 nucleotides long. Its product is annotated as PR domain zinc finger protein 8-like. The record is from RefSeq and is a predicted model, not a curated record. Gene Ontology annotation, biological process: regulation of DNA-templated transcription; oligodendrocyte development. Gene Ontology annotation, molecular function: protein binding. Gene Ontology annotation, cellular component: nucleus. NCBI's taxonomy places the organism in Eukaryota, Metazoa, Chordata, Actinopteri, Salmoniformes, Salmonidae.
AAACGUGUGUGUGUGUGCCAGUCAGCCAGUGCAUCGCGCCCCUUCUGCACGCAUCUCUCUCUCUCUCUCUCCCUCUCUCUCUCUCUCUCUCUCUCUCUCUCUCUCUCUCUCUCUCUGCCUCUCAGCAAAGGGCGAUAUCAGCGGCACCACUGUCACUUUCAAACGACCACACAGGGACAUGUACUGACGCGGAGGACGCAUCGAAACCUGCUCUCCAAGGCGGCAUAUUGAUUCAAGCAUCACUUUGGUGGAUUAUUAUUUUACUGUCAACAAAAAGUCAACGAUGGAGGAAUCCAGCUCACAGAAGUUGGUUUGGGACGGCGACGCCAAAGCAGUGCAGCAGUGUCUAACGGAUAUAUUCACCAGUGUCUACACCACAUGUGACAUUCCGGAAAAUGCCAUUUUCGGGCCUUGUGUUUUGAGCCACACGUCGUUGUAUGACAGCAUAGCCUUCGUAGCCCUCAAGUCAACGGACAAACGAACGGCGCCAUACAUAUUCAGGGUGGACACGUCAGCAGCCAACAGCACGUCUGAGGGCUUGAUGUGGCUACGGCUCGUGCAGUCGGCGCGGGACCGGGACGAGCAGAACCUCGAGGCCUACGUGAAGAACGGUCAGCUGUUCUACCGGUCUCUCCGGAGGAUCGAGAAGGAUGAGGAGCUGUUGGUCUGGUACGGGAAAGACCUGAUUGAGCUGCUGCUGCUGCUUAGCGCUGGUAAAGCGCCGGUCAAGACCAAGGGGUCGGCUCCCUAUUCGUGUCCUGACUGCAACCAGCGCUUUCAGUUUGAGUUCCCUUUCCUGGCCCACCUGAGGUUCCGCUGCACCAAGAGACUACAGAGCAUGGCGGCGGGCGAUGUAGACGAGGAGGUCCACAGUAAGGAGCCAAGCACCGAGCGCCCUAACCCCAACCUUACAAAUACCACACCCACCAGGGCAAGCCCUAAACUGGGCCGCUCGGAGGGGGACAACGCCAAACCCUCCACAGACUUCCAUAACCUAGCCAGGGACCUAGAGAACAGCCGGACUAGCCCACCCAGCGACCGCGAGGCUGAGAUACGCAGCGAGAGCUCUGGGAAGAGGAAGUUCUCAGAGGUAGAGGACAGGGAUAGAGAGAGGGACAGGGAUGGUAGCAGGGCCUCUCUGAGUCUGUCUCAGGCCCUCAAGUCUAAGGAGGAGCUGGCGAGCUCGGCACAGAACUACCGGGGAGCGUACGGCCUGGAGGAGAACCGACGAGGGCCGACCUUCUCCCCACCAGGGUCGGGGUCCACCGAGUCAGGUGGUGAGGGGAAACGCAGCGCCUUCACCGAGGUCAAGAAGUCUCCACAGAGCCUAAAGACGCACGGUAACAGCAGCAGCACCAAAAACCUACAGAACUCCAACGCCGAAAACAAGGACGGAGGUCGUCCCAGCCAAGGCGGCAACCCUACCCAGGAGAAGCAUCUCAACAUCAGGCAGGUUCUGUCGGAGACUCAGCCUGUCCAAUCACAGACCCGCAUGGAGGCCUCUCCGCUAGGGAGCGCCUUCACCUCCGUAGCCCAGCAUGGUGGGGGGAACAGCGGGGAGAGGAAGAGCGCUUUCAGCCAACCCUCUCGCCACGCUACCUCCUCCUUCUCCCAGAUCUCUCCUCUGGUCAUGGCCACGCCCAAACUCCUGGACUGCCACCCGGCGGUGGGCGACACCAUCUCCUCCUCUAGACUCUACCAGGCAGACCACCUGGUCGCCAAACUCCACGGCGCUGAGCUGGGCACCAAUUGCCCUGUGCCGGGCGCCAUGUCCAAGCAGAGCCCGUUCCUCUACGCAGCGGCUGCUGCCACAGCCUUCUGGCCUAAGAGCCAGGGCCCCAUCCAGCUGCAGAUGCCCUCAGCGUUAACCUUACUCCCCCCCUCCUUCACCUCUCUGUGUCUGCCCGCCCAGAACUGGUGCGCCAAGUGCAACGCCUCCUUCAGGAUGACCUCUGACCUGGUGUACCACAUGAGGUCGCACCAUAAGAAGGAGUUGGCCAUGGAGCCGAUGGUCAAGAGGAGGCGUGAGGAGAAACUCAAGUGUCCAAUCUGUAACGAGUCGUUCAGGGAGAGGCACCACCUCUCGCGUCACAUGACCUCCCACAACUGACCUUUAGAUAAAUAGCAAACCGUUUUCACACUGCUAGGCCAAGCUGAACUGAGCCAAGCUGAACUGAGCCAAGCUGAGCUGAGCCAAGCUGAACUGAGCCAAGCUGAGCUGAGCUGGGUUACGGACUUGCAUCAGAUGAAGGAACCCUUUGCCGCAAAGGACACUGUGUAAAGAAAAUACUGUAGCCGAGCCAGCACAGUAUGGCUCAGUCAUCCAUGAAGUUACUGGGACAGAUCAUAAAGGACAAAUAGAAGAUAAUAUGCCCGAGCCAGGUCAGCACAGUACGGUUUGGGUCGGCACUAUAGUGGGAAAAGGUUAUCACAUCACUGACCAUGGGGAAUAACUUUUUUACCAUCUGGUAAACAGACAUGGAGUUAUUGGCUGGCUGACUGCCUGGCUGACUGACUGGCUGGCUGACUGGCCAGCUGACUGGCUGACUGACUGAC